CAUCAAAGCCAUAAAACCCAGCUUUUGAUCCUCCCUUACCCCAUCGCUGCCUCUUUUAACUCCUCGUUCUUCUGCGUUCUCUCCGUAAUCUUGGGGCAACGCGCGGGGGGAGAUCUAUGAUGGCGGAGAGGGCGCGUGGGCUCCGGCAGCCAUGGAGGAGAUUGGACGACAAGGUCGUGAUGGUCACUGGUGCAUCCUCCGGUAUCGGGCGCGACCUCUGCCUCGACCUCGCGAGGGCCGGUUGCCGCGUCGUCGCGGCCGCGCGGCGGACCGACCUGCUGAGGUCUCUCUGCGACGAGAUCAACGGAGUGGGAGCGUGCUCUGUCGUCCGAUCGGUGGCGGUGGAGCUCGAUGUGAGCGCCCAGGAGGCGGUCAUCGCCGCCGCCGUGCAGACGGCGUGGGAUGCGUUUGGUCGGAUCGAUGCGUUGGUGAACAACGCCGGAAUUCGAGGUGCUGUAAAUUCACCAUUGGAUUGGUCUGAGGAGGAAUGGAGUAACAACAUCAGAACAAAUUUAACUGGAACAUGGCUAGUAUCCAAACAUGUCUGCAAACGCAUGUGUGAUGCAAAACAGAAAGGGUGUGUGAUAAAUAUUUCAUCUAUUGGUGGCAUUGAUCGUGGCCAUUUACCUGGAGGAAUUGCAUAUUCCGCAUCAAAGACGGGUGCAAAUGCAAUUACUAAGGUAAUGGCUUUGGAACUGGGAGCAUUUAAUAUUCGUGUGAACUCUAUAGCACCUGGAUUGUUCAGGUCAGAGAUCACUGCUGGUCUGAUGGAGAGGGAAUGGCUGAAUAGAGUGGCUGAAAGAACAGUCCCAUUAAGAACCUAUGGAAAGUCAGAUCCUGCAUUGACAUCACUUAUCCGUUACCUUAUUCAUGACUCAUCAGCUUAUGUUUCAGGCAACAUCUUCAUUGUUGAUGCCGGCGUCACUUUACCAGGGAUCCCCCUUUUCUCUUCCCUCUGAUAUCAGCUUUUAUUGAUGGUUCCUUGGAGAGAUGUCGGUCCACAGAUGAAACCGAUGUGAUAAGCAUCCUACAUGUGCCUGAAAAUUUGGAUAUGCGGAAGGUACAACAUCACUGUAUGUGGAUCACAUGCAAAGAACAUAUUGCAGAUGACGAAGCAUAGUUACCUCCCAUAAUUCCUUCAUCUGAUGCUACGUCGUAGUUGCAGCUCAUUCGACUUUGUUAUAUCAUUCCAGAGACAUUCCAGUGCAUAAUUGGGCCACGUUCUAAGAAUUAUCUUCAUGGCCGUCCGGUUGAACUUUAUUGUGAAGUAUUUUUUCUUUUUAUCCCUUGUGAAUUUGGCCAAUUUGAGGUAACUCGAAAACUGUUAGAUGGCAAUGCUUCUGUUUAAAGUUGAAAUAUCAAAUUAAGGGGAUUACAAGUUAAGCUA
Molecule: messenger RNA, 1387 nt
Organism: Musa acuminata subsp. malaccensis (wild Malaysian banana)
Lineage: Eukaryota; Viridiplantae; Streptophyta; Magnoliopsida; Zingiberales; Musaceae
Source: RefSeq, a predicted model, not a curated record